Molecule: messenger RNA, 511 nt
Organism: Meloidogyne enterolobii
Lineage: Eukaryota; Metazoa; Nematoda; Chromadorea; Rhabditida; Meloidogynidae
Source: the annotation of a GenBank genome assembly
UACCGAUGGACUUGUGGGGUUAAGGAUGAUAUUAGUUAAUUUAGAGGGGGAGUGCCUGGAAUGUUUUGCUAGUAAGCCAGGACCAUAUCUGUAUAUUAGCUUUUACUACUCAAUUAUUUUUCUGGUAGCUUGUGCCAUUCUCAAUUUUGCGAUUUUGUUUAUUUACAAAGUCGUCAAAAAGUCUGUUAAUCAAAAGGGAGAUGGAAGCACUGAUAACCAAACCCGAAUAGAACGAAAUUUGUUAAUUUAUGCUUCGGGUACUUUGUUUGGACAUGCAAUUAUUGCUAUAGUGACGAUAUUUCUCUACGUUUGCCCAACAAGCCAUUCAACGCCAGCACUUUUUUCGAUGUUACCCGUUGUUACGGACAUUGGAACUUCUGGAUUGUCUUCAUGGCUCCUUUUAUUUGUCAGUGAAGAUUUUAGAAAUAAAUUUAUAAAAGAUUGGAAACCUAAAUAUUUUUCUAGAAAUUCUUCGAAUAAUUCGAGUAAUACAUAUUAUUUCCAUUUCUAA